Molecule: messenger RNA, 609 nt
Organism: Cladophialophora carrionii CBS 160.54
Lineage: Eukaryota; Fungi; Ascomycota; Eurotiomycetes; Chaetothyriales; Herpotrichiellaceae
Exons: 1
Biological process (GO): negative regulation of transcription by RNA polymerase II
Cellular component (GO): nucleus
Molecular function (GO): RNA polymerase II transcription regulatory region sequence-specific DNA binding; DNA-binding transcription factor activity, RNA polymerase II-specific
Source: RefSeq, a predicted model, not a curated record
GCGCCUGCACCAACCAUUAGCAACACCAAUAGAGGACAAAGACACAGACGGCAAGGCGGCCCCAGAAGACCUCCACCAUCUCAGACAGGCAAUUUAGGACCCGUAAGAAAUGUCGGAGCAAGAGCCUUUGGUGGACGGCUCACCCGACUACACGCAGAAGCACCGCCUUUCGUUCCAGCGUCCAUUGCCCCAAUAUCGCAGUCGAAUUCUCAGUCUCUGUCUGAGUCCCAGGCCCAGCCCGCGAAUCCAAGUCCACAGCCUCCUCGCCACAACAAGAAGACGACACCACGACCACGGGGUCAGACGCAACCACAAGGCAGGAGGGGCUCACUGGCACGCUCGACGGCUCCGGACAUCGCCACUAGAAUCCAUGAAGAUAUACUACACAACGUCUACGAAUGUGCCAUUUGUACGAAUGAAGUUGGGCGGGCCUCGAAGGUGUGGUCAUGUCGGACUUGCUGGACGGUGUUUCACAUCGGCUGCAUCAAGAGAUGGUCGAAAAAUGAAGGUUCAGCCGUUCAACGAUCUGCUGGCCAAAGCGAUGAAGAGAUGCCCGUCGGAAAGCAAUGGAGAUGUCCAGGUUGCAAUUUACCGAAGGAUACACACCCG